Molecule: messenger RNA, 391 nt
Organism: Closterium sp. NIES-67
Lineage: Eukaryota; Viridiplantae; Streptophyta; Zygnematophyceae; Desmidiales; Closteriaceae
Source: the annotation of a GenBank genome assembly
GUGCCUGAUGCCACUCGGCCGAAGGAUGUGGUCUUGGGAAGGAGGAGGAGGAGGAGGAGGAGGAGGAGGAGGAGGAGGAGGAGGAGGAGGAGGAGGAGGAGGAGGAGGAGGAGGAGGAGGAGGAGGAGGAGGAGGAGGUGGAGGAGGAGGAGGAGGAGGAGGAGGUGGAGGAAGAGGAGGAGGAGGAGGAGGAGGAGGAGGAGGAGGAGGAGGAGGAGGAGGAGGAGGAGGAGGAGGAGGAGGAGGAGGAGGAGGAGGAGGAGGAGGAGGAGGAGGAGGGGAGGAGGAGGAGGAGGAGGAGGGAAACGGCCUAAUCGCAGGGAAGGGAGGGGAGAGCUGGGGCAAGGGAGUGCAUAGGACGCCAUGAGCAGCACCACCGUCAGAUCUCUCG